This is a messenger RNA of Nanorana parkeri, 1022 nucleotides long. It is a transcript of the gene GNG7, whose product is annotated as G protein subunit gamma 7. The transcript has 6 exons. Gene Ontology annotation, molecular function: G-protein beta-subunit binding. The record is from RefSeq and is a predicted model, not a curated record. Gene Ontology annotation, cellular component: heterotrimeric G-protein complex. Gene Ontology annotation, biological process: G protein-coupled receptor signaling pathway. Lineage: Eukaryota; Metazoa; Chordata; Amphibia; Anura; Dicroglossidae. Bases 307 to 513 code for a protein of 68 amino acids.
ACCAUUACUUGGGAAUGGAUCGUGUCUCGUUCACAGACACGCGCUCCCUCCAGCAUGCGGGCGCGCUCCCUGCAUCCCCGGCACCGCGCGCCCCCGCCCCUCCUCUCUCAUACUGCUACCAGAGAAGAGGCUGCUGAUGCUGUGCAUGAAACCCGCGGGUGAGAGGCCACGUGACUGGGGAAGAGGGCGGAGGGGACCCGGAAUCACCCAGGCUGUAUGCAUUGGGGUAUAUUACCAGAAUUGGCUGCAGUAGAAGAAAAAAGUCAGACAUUUCUCCAGGUUUUGUAGGAAGAUUUAUGGCAAAUAAUGUCAACCUCUAACAACAUUGCGCAAGCUCGGAAGCUUGUGGAGCAGCUCCGUAUCGAGGCUGGUUUUGAGAGAAUCAAGGUAUCUAAAGCAGCAUCAGACCUCAUGAGCUAUUGUGAGCAGCAGGCUAAAAAUGACCCGCUGCUGGUUGGAUUGCCAACUUCAGAAAAUCCAUUCAAGGACAAAAAGCCAUGCUCCAUUUUAUAAUGCCCUCUUGCAAGUAUGACCACUAUUUCUUCAUCCGCUCACGGAGUCUAAGGGAGAAGGCUGGACCAAUUUCAAGCUUAUGACGAUCUUCAAAAAAUUGAGAAAGAAAAAAGGCUAUUAUAUGAAAGAAAAUUAUAGUUCAAAUAUACUAAUACAUUUGAACGACAGCGGUAGUAGUUUUACAUUUUUGGUGUUUCGGGGAGAAAUAUCUGUGUCACUGAGUAUUCAGCAAGGAUUUCCUGAACAUUACCUGACAGUUUUUUGUGCUGUACUUAGAAUUAUAGACUUAAUGGACAGAGAGCUUAGACAGUAUUUACUGACACUAUUUUGUUUGUGUAUGUGUAUUGCUUCACAAACUCAGUGGAAUUGGUUUAUUUCGUUUUUGUGAUGUAUGCCCCAUGAUAUUGAUAGGACUGUAUUUUGUGUUUAUUUUAUACUUCUGUCUGCUGUCAAGGAUUCCUUUCUGAAGACAAUACAAUCUUGCAAGCAUAAUGCCAUACUUGUUUUCA